Paramacrobiotus metropolitanus is the source of this 3991-nucleotide messenger RNA. RefSeq lists its product as uncharacterized. Gene Ontology annotation, molecular function: nucleic acid binding. The transcript is spliced from 8 exons. The record is from RefSeq and is a predicted model, not a curated record. The coding region runs from base 2099 to 3991 and encodes 630 amino acids. Lineage: Eukaryota; Metazoa; Tardigrada; Eutardigrada; Parachela; Macrobiotidae.
CUGUGCAAACACAUUCCACAUUUUAUUACCGUACAUUCCGUACUUUACGAGCACACUGACCGGCAAGAGACACAGAACAGAGAGAAGGCACUGAUGAUCAGCCGAUCUGAUAAGCGCUGAACCAGGAUGUGCUGCUGCUGCCCGUCUUAAUUACUGCACAGACACACGUGCAUUUGCAAAUCUGGUCAUUUGCAUUGCCGCUCAUUUGCGUUUGGCAAUUUUGAUUUUCUCGCUAAUUGCACACGGUCUGCUUUUUGGCCUGCAUUUUAGCGAAGUUUGACCUCGCGGUAUUUCGUCGUGCUUUUUUGUGUGGCUGUGCUUUGGUUGUUUUUUCUUUUACCGUUCUCAUUCUCGCCUGCAAUAUGGACACACCUGCAGCUGCAUCUGACGGCCAGCGUCGAUCCCCGCGUAUACAGGAGAUUGCUGCACGCACAUCACCGUCUGCACCAUCGGCAUCCAUAACAGCGGCCACGGCACCAUCAACUGCCGCGCCUGCGAAUGCUGAACGGCCGUCUUCCGCUUCUACGGGCAAUGGUUCUCCAGCGUCUUCUGCUGCAGCACCUGUGGCCCCGCCGUCAUCCUCAGAACCGAUCGCCGGGGCCAGCGGUGUACAGAAGGCACCAAGGCGACGUCCCGACCACGACCCACGGAUCAAAAACAGCGUGAAUGUGGGCAAGCGAAUGCCUGUGGCACCCGUGGAGGAUGACGAAGAGGAAGAAGACUCGGAAGAAGAAGACGCUGAAGAAGAAGAAGAAGACGAAGACGACCAAGAAGAAGAAGAUCCGCAACCGCCUGCUAAGCGACGCCGCACUGGCGGUACAAGUGCCACAAGCGUCGCAGCGGAACCAGCCGUCGCGGGAGUGUUUUGUGAAGGCAGUGUUGCCUAUUUCGAUACCACCAACGCUGUGCUGGUUGAAACUCCAACUCAGACUUUCGUUUCUGGGCAGUGGCACGGACGCUUCUUGAUGCCAGUCAGUAACUUCCGUGGCGCUGAUCUCUCCGGCAUCCCUAUUGCGGGUCCUACGCAUCCCGAUCGCCGCUUGCCUGUGUGGGGGGACGUCGAGGAGAAAAACCGCGCUUUAUACGAACGUCAUAUGGAAAAAGUGCGAUUGUACGGGGGCUACGUGUGUGGCUAUUGCUACGCCAAGGCUGAAUUUAAGCCCGCUGUCCAUAUCUUCGCUGAUCAUCGCCGUUCAAAGGCGCGGCAGGAUUGCAUCCGCCAUGUUAUCGGCAAGCGGGCUGUGGGUGGACGGGCAGCGCAGGGCCCAUGCGUGUACUUCGCCCGCGCCGAACCGGAUUCUGCGGGCAUCAAAGGCGUCACUGCACCAACGAAAAUCGAACCGUUGGUUCCGUACGUAAAAAUUGCCCCUGGUGGGAAUAAUGAAGUUGUUCCGCAUAAGGGGAAGCACUAUGGCAACAUUCGAAAGGAAUGAGAUUCCGUGUUAUUGUUUCUGUUGCGGGUAAAUUUUGUAUGGUUGGUGUCUUCUCCAUGAAGUAUUUUUGUUUUAUUGCUCUAAUGUCCUGAAUGCUGUGCAACACUAUUAUGAUUUUUGUUUCUCAUCGCCCAAUGCUAUCAUGAUAUUUUGUUAUGUAUACGCCGAAGUACUUUUUUAUGGCUUUUUCAUGCCGCAUUAUGAAUUUCGAAGAACGAAUCAACUUAAACGUUACAUUUUACACAUUUUACGUACAUUUAUGCAAAUCUGCAAGUGCAAUGUAAAAAUCCUUCUCCGCAUUCUGUACACAAUAAAAUGAAGUGAAAGUUUCUGUCAGCAUACACAUGAAAUUUCUGACAUAUGGGCUCGUUAAACAGCGCUCUCUUUGCAUUUGCAUGCCAUAAAAAGUUACAAGUGUAAAUUAACACCUGUUUAAGCGCUUGAUAGGCUUUCUCCACACGUGCACCACAUCGCACCACUGUUUACUUUCGACCUGGCAUGGCGUGUACGCGAAGUCGCUUGUAGCCAAUAAACUGUUUCAAAAUGCAGUAAAAUUUUCAAACUGCAAUCUUGUAAGAUGGUUGACCAUGCGUAAGUUACCGACAACGACAGACUUUCAGUUUAAAAUUUCCAAGCCGUUGUAAGUUUUGAAUUUUUAUCUGGGCAUGGAUUCUCGUGCAACUUCCACGCCGAAUACCGGCUGUACCAACGACAUCGACGUGGACGAUUUAAGCCUAAGCGCUAUUUUUGACCAAACGUUUUUGUCUGCUUUGGCCAAAGAAGCUUGGCCGGAAGUUACCAACGCCGAAGUUGAAGCUGCCAUGGCCAAUAUUGACGACGCAAGUGCACUGCCUUGUGGAAGCCAAGAUUCAACGCCUUUGGCAAGCAAUUCCGCGGAGAGCGAGAACACCCGACCGGAAUUAAAAGCGGAUGAUAGCGAUGUCAUCGUCGUAGAUGAUCUGGUCCAAGAGCCAUCCAACGGUCGAAUUCCGGUUAACAGCCCGCAAUGGGAAAAUCCUGAUCAAGCCGACGAGCACGAUGAUGAUAUUGUCAUCGUUUCAUCAUCUCAAGCUAAGAAACGGAAGCCUCUUGUGCAGACGUAUCUUGCUCCACCUGGCAACCGGAAGCAAGCGCCACCGGCGCCGUACAAGAAACGAAAGGCUAUCCAUGAGCGCUUCGCGAAUAUGCCAGCAUCGCCCGUACAGUACGGAGCUGGACUUCCUCGAGGUGUGCUUAGCGCUCCCCCUGCUCCGCGGCCGUGGCCGCCUGUGGCUAUACCCGGAUUGAGGCGUCCACCGGUCAUGCCGGGGCCGCGCCCCAGCACUUCGCAGAUGGCAGCAGCAGUUCCACGUGCCGAAAUGACGAUAAGGCCGAACGUGCCCCUCCAGCUAGUACGUCCGUGGGGAGUUCCAGGAUAUAUCCCGGCUAUGCCUGGAUACUAUCCCGGUAUGCCAGGAUUUGGACAACCAUUUCCGCACUGGUAUGAGCCGAAUGCGUAUCAGCGGGAGUACGACAUGAUGAUGAACAUCAUGCACGGUUUUGGUAUCGGGAAUGCUAACAAUGGGCACGGCUUCGGUUUGAACGGAAUCGGAAACGGCAACAACAAUGGGGACCGCUUCGAUAAUAACAGGAACGACAAUCACGGGCAUGGAAGCGUCGUCAACGGAGAUAAUAAUAAUAAUAAUGGAACUCAAGUUUGCAACGACUGCAAUCGCAACUUUCCAUCCGACGAAUGUUUUGAAAAGCAUAAAGAACGAAUUGCUUACAAAUCCAAGGAUCUUACCGUUUGUGAUGCCUGGAAGAAAUGCGCAGACUGCAACAGGUACAUAAAUCCGCCUGGCCGGAAGUACUCGGACCCACAUGUCUGCUAUGCGACGCUGUGCCUGAAUUGUAAAGAAUUUGUUCUUCCUAACCAUUUGUGCUAUAUUUUAAAUGGAGAAAAAGCGCAAAACAAGAAAGCAAAACCAAAGAAUCAAGCGGUUGCUGAAAGCGAAACUUUUGCUUCUGAAGAUGAUGCCGUGUCGGAUUUUCUGGACGAUGAUGCGGAAAGUGAAGCACGCAGCGAAGAGUUUUGCGAUGAUGUGGAUGAAGUCGUUAGUGAUGACGCGGAUGAUGAGUGCGAAGACUCCGAAUCCACUAUUUCCGAGACAAGUAAAAAACAGCAAGUCCGUUUUGAGAACAAAAAAUUUGUUUUUGAUUUUGAAACAUGCCUGGACAACAGUCGAUAUCACCAGCCGAUGGUCGUGGCCAUGAUGUGCUUGGACGAUGAUUCGUUUGAGAUUUGUUUCAGUGGAUACGGAUGUGUUUCUGAGCUACUUGAAUGGAUUUUUAAAAACUGCCGAUCGUGCACCUUUUUGUCACACAACGGAAAGCGUUACGACAACUUUUUCAUCCUUAGUGGAUUAGAAAAGGAAGGCCACAUCGUCGAAAAAAUUCAAGAUGGCUCCAGUAUUACAAUGCUAAAAAUUCCCGGGCUGAAGUGCAAGUUCAUCGACACGCUGUCCUUCAUGCCACGUUCUCUUUCGGAGCUUCCAAAGAUUUGGGAAUUGACGAUUUAG